CGAAUACCGAUGACGCCUCUCAUUCCAGGCCUCUGAGCGCCGCAAUCUUCGCUAUUCCUCCCCUCUCGAUAUCAAAAUUUUUGAUCGCUCGAGAAAAACACCAACCACAGGUUCUCUGUCUACAUCAAGCUACCUAUAUACCUACCUCCUCGUCCCAUUGCUUCAUUAUUCCGCUGGGACUCACGCCUCCUUACCCUAAGGACUUCCAAUAUCAAUACCGUCAUUAACUUCAGACUCGUUUGCUUUUCUCAACAAGCCGAAUCGGACGAACAAAUUCUAAUUAGCAAAACCGAAGACCCUCUGCUUUCUCUAUUCCCUGGUUGGCGGAUAUUACCUCGAGAUACCAUAAUUAUAUUUAUAACGAAUUCGUAUCACUAUGGACAGCCCCGGAGGACAAGAGCCACGCGAGCGCUCUUAUCGUCGAGCUCCUUCACGAGCUAGCACGGCCAGUGCCGCGCACAGCCAGAUGACAUCGCAUAGCACAAACAGCUCCUCUUCUCGACUACGAGAAUCAACCCAUGCCGCUCCGCAUACAUCACAUAGAUAUCACCAUUCUAGCUGCAGCGAUAGCCCGGUAGGAGGUCACCAGCCUAUCUCGCGCAUGUCGAGCAAGCCUAGCGAUGAGUUUAGGAAAUCAGCAAUGUCCACCUCGGCUUUGCUGCAGGAAAAAUUGCAGCAGGCGAGGAAUGAGAUGCAGGCUGCUAAACUAGGCGGUGAUCUAGUGCCUAGAAAUGGUGAUGUUAAAGACCAGGAUGUGCCGAACUCGCCCAUUAAGAGUGCUACCGCCGUAGGACGACGACAACAGAUGCCGGAUUUUAGCUAUGAGCCUCCCGACGCCGCAGGGAUGGGGGCCAGACAGAUGGAACAGGUAGGAUGCGCCCAUCACUAUUCCCACUCCGGCACAUUAAUGAGCCCAGCUGACUUGGAUAUGGAGACACUGUCGACGCUGCACAAGCAGAACUUCGACCUUAAGGUGGAAGUGUACCAUAGGCGAGUAAAGCAGGUGGAUCUUGAAGAUAGGGUUGACCAGCUCGAAUCGGAACGUGGCGAUAUGGAGAGUAUUAUCAUGAAGCUCGAAUCACGAUGUGACGAGAAGGAUAAGGUAAUCGAGAAAAUGGAAGGCGAACGGGCUAAGAUGCUUCAAGAUAUGGUAGAGAUGGAGAAUGCCAUUAUGGAGGCCGUUAGGCAUAUUGUGGGAUUAGAAGGCAGAAUCGAUGAGAUGAACCGAGAAAGAGAGAUGGUUAGGCAGGUCGAGACGGACGGAGCAUACCGUCAUCUGGCUUCGAAUGGGAGACCGAACACCGGAUCCGUAACGAAUACCGCUCCUUCGACUUCUACGAAUCUCGACAUUCCCCUUAUGGCCGGCGAAGGUGGCGGUCUCGGACGCGUGCCUAGCUUCCUUUCAGAGCACAGUCGUCAAACCGAGAAUCUACGAAACGCCGUCUUGAAAGGUCGAAGCAGCGUGAUGCAUUUGCGCAAGGUAUCCGAGUCAGAUGCCUCCUCCCCUAGUGAGAUUAACCGUAUCGCUAGUCCUAGCUUCAGUGUGCUUAGCGAGAGUUCCUUCGUUAGUAUAUACGGCCCGAAGGAGGCACAAGACAAGGAAAGCUCGCAGCCGUCGAAUCCUGUGGUGGGAAUGGACGGCAGCCACGUCGACCGUUCCCCAACGCCGACGAUGAAGAACCCGAAUCAGGAGGGCCAUAACGGAGGUGCUAGGCUAUCGACGAAGAUGCAAUCCCUCAAUAACGUGCUUGAUAUGACUUCGCCCUUACAGAAGAUCACAAGACUUGAGGGCCAGAUGGCGGUGACCGAUGAUACCUCGAGGCAACAUAUGCCUAAUCGUAGUCGAGGCAUCGUAACCCCUACACCCGCCAAACCUUUGACGAAUCCGCCGCAAAAGACCAAAUCCAAGCAGGAAAAGAGAGAAGCCCUGCAGAAGGUUCUCACGAACUACCCUACGCAUAGGGAUUUCUCCAAUCCUCAGGCCUUCCCUCCUACUCCUGAUACGGUGUCCUCGUCAACGCUCCGAAAGCACCAGAACCUCACUAGUUCUCAAGAUAGUCUUUCAAGGCCGACGGGAAUUAUUCCGGGCGAGGCUCUCGUACCCGUCCACGAGAGAAUCGGAGCGGCUAGAGAGUCGGCUUACCAGACUUCCUACAACCAGCAAGCGCCCGCGACGUCUUUCUCCGGCCGCAGGCAAAUCCCAAUGCCGUUGAUGGGCAAUAAUCCGUUCUCCGACCUUGGUCAACUUGCGCGAUCUCUCCCGCCCCGCCCUCACUCGUCAGCCGAGACGACAAGCUCUCGCGCGAGGGCCAACAGCUUCGAAUCAGACUCGGAUUCGGAUGGCGGAGCAGAUGCGCGCUCUGAGGCGCCUACGGUCGAUUAUUGGUUGCGAGAAAGCAUGAGGCCUAACAAGCAACAUGAAAGCGGCCGCUCGACAUCUCCUGAUCUAUUUUCUUUCCCGGCCGAUGCGAGAGGCUGGGAAACGGACGUGAUAUUCGGGGCUUUGAGAGGUAACGGCUAUCUUGGUUCACCGGUAUCAGCACUGAAGCGCGAUCCCCUCGAUGAGAUGGCUAGCUCGCUGCGAACGCCACAGGCAGAAGUGUUUGAUCCUCAUCUGUCAGGCCAAGCACCUCCCACACCUGAUCGGCGAUCGAGCCUACAUGCGCGUACCGGUAGCGCAAGCGCGGCGAUUUCGACCGGCGGGAAAUUUAGGAAGAGCCUCGCCAAGGGUCCGGGCAUGGGUUGGAUGGAUGGAAAGGGCAGAAGCAACAGUAUCGACGCUGCAGCUCAAGCGCAAUCUAACAAUGCAUACGCCCAACAACAGGAGGCGACACCGCCUGGAAAACGCAACCCCUAUCCACCGCUCUCUGGACAGACGCCUCAAAGACGUGGUUUAGGUCUCAACUCGCUAUUCAGACGAUCCGGCUCAGAGAGCUACAGCGUCCCCUCUAGCGCAACCGAGGCGAACUUUCCUAUCCCUAAUGCAGGGCCAGCUCAGCCGGUGUUAUCAUCACUACCUCCGGGGAUGAAGCUCGGUGGGCCUGCUGGAAGGAGUAGUGUUCCUCCACCAUCGACGAUGCCGUGGCGGCCGCCUGGCGUGGUAGAAGACGAUUUUAAGAGUGCGACGCCUCCCCCCAUCAUGCGUAACCGUGGAAUGUCGCUCAUAUCCGGAUCUGGCUUUGGCGGUGCCGAGUUACCACACGUAGUGACAUCGCAACACCAGAACCAGAUGAGCGAUAUGCCGUCUCCUUCUUCGCCUACAACGGUGAUGCCGGCGCCCAAGAGAAAGUGGUUAGGCUUAGGAAAGAUGGGAGGCCUGAAAAAGAGUUAGGGAAACUCAUGCCCCCUUUCAAAACAAUACGCGUACGAAAAGAAGGCGAUAGACAGUCCGGACGUGCGCAAGCACUAAAAAUCGUGAACUGU
This is a messenger RNA of Annulohypoxylon truncatum, 3423 nucleotides long. RefSeq lists its product as uncharacterized. The transcript has a single exon. The coding region runs from base 377 to 3331 and encodes 984 amino acids. The record is from RefSeq and is a predicted model, not a curated record. NCBI's taxonomy places the organism in Eukaryota, Fungi, Ascomycota, Sordariomycetes, Xylariales, Hypoxylaceae.